Messenger RNA from Drosophila takahashii, 1779 nucleotides. RefSeq names its product Ionotropic receptor 67a (gene Ir67a). Lineage: Eukaryota; Metazoa; Arthropoda; Insecta; Diptera; Drosophilidae. The record is from RefSeq and is a predicted model, not a curated record.
AUGUGGCCCCUACUAGUUCCAGUUGUACUGCUGUUCAACGACACGAGGUGGAUAAAUCCCAUCCUGGGAAGCAUCUACCGGGAUAAACCCCACGAAACGGUCCUGCUACUCCGGCACAGCCAGCAGAGCAAUGCAUCUGGCUUGGAGCGAUUUCCCUGGCCGGUUUUGAAUUUCAACGAGCAGAUGGACUUCUAUGCGCGCGGCAGCUUCAACAACGAAAUGCUCGUCAUGAUUUGGCAGACCGGAAAUUUGCAGUUGGACUCGGAUUUGUGGCAGGCACUCGACCGGAGCCUCUUGAAUAUGCGGAAGGUGAGGGUGUUGCUAUUAAGGAAAUGGGAAAAGAGCCCCUCAGCCGACAUUGCCAACACGGCGGAGCAUCUACGUUUUCUUCACGUUGCUGUAAUUGCAGAGAAAAAUAGGAUAUAUCGACUGCAGCCAUUUUCUCCGCAAAGGUGGUUAAAAGUUAAUCCCAUGCAAUCGCCCAUAUUCACCAAGGUUCGGAACUACAAUGGCAGAUAUAUAAUAACUUUACCCGAUCAAUUUCCACCACGUUCGAUUGUCUAUCGCGAUCGGAGGACCGGAGAACUCCAGAUGACUGGCUACGUUUACAAGUUCCUGCUGGAAUUCACUCGGAUCUACAACUUUACCUUUCGCUGGCAACGACCCAUUAAGCAGGGUGAGCGAUUGAAUUUGAUUCUGCUCCGAAAUAUGACCCUCAACGGGACCAUCAACAUGCCCAUCAGCCUGUGUGGCUUUGAGAUGCCUAGUGAUUUGGGUAUUUUCUCGAAUAUCUACGAUCAGGAGGAUUGGUUCAUAAUGGUGCCGCGUGCCCAGGAAAUACCCACCGCCGAUGUAUAUGUGGUGAUGGUGGGCGCGAAUUUCCUCAUCGUCCUGCUGAUCUUCUACUGCAUUUUCACCAUCCUGGACACUUGCUUUGGACCGCUGUUGCUGCAGAAACAGGUGGAUUGGUCGAAUCUGAUCCUCAACGAACGCAUGAUAUCGGGCAUUAUGGGACAGUCUUUUAAUAUGAGUGCCGGGCACACGAUCAGCUCGAGGGUCACCAAUGCCAGCUUGUUUCUACUUGGCUUGGUUUUGAGUACUCUCUAUGCGGCCCAUCUGAAGACCCUGCUCACCAAGAGACCCACUUCAAGGCAGAUUUCCAACUUUCCGGAACUUCGCGACUCCCCAGUUACCGUAUUUUUCGAGGAGGCCGAGAGGUUCUACCUAAACGACUUCAUGUGGCAGCGACCCAUUAGAGUUCUCAGGGAUCAGUUGACUUUCAAGGAGACUGGGGAAUAUAAUGCACUAAGGAGUGGCUUAAAUAGAUCGCACGCUUUCUCUGUUCUAACAUCCGAAUGGAUGAUUGUGGCCAAGCGGCAGGAGCUCUUCAAGCAACCCGUUUUUACUGUUCAACCCGAUCUGCGGAUCAUCAGGACCAGUGUCCUUCUAUCGCUGGUCAUGCAGUCCAACUCCAUCUACGAACAUCAUAUUAAUGAUCUGAUCCAUCGGGCCCACAGUGCCGGAAUCGUGGAGUAUUGGAAGCAGCAAACCCUCCGCGAGAUGAUAACUUUGGGCAUGAUCUCCCAGAAGGAUCCCUUUCCGUAUGUUGCCUUCCGAGAAUUCAAGGUGGGUGAUCUGCUCUGGAUAUGGAUUUUAUUGGCCAGCUGUCUGUUCCUGUCCCUUUGCAUAUUCCUGUGUGAACUUUUGGUUAAUUGCUUUGUCAGAAAAACUAAAUUAAGAGCCCACAACCCCGCCUCUAUCGACUGGUUUACCCGUUAA